Sus scrofa (pig) is the source of this 492-nucleotide messenger RNA. NCBI's taxonomy places the organism in Eukaryota, Metazoa, Chordata, Mammalia, Artiodactyla, Suidae. The record is from RefSeq and is a predicted model, not a curated record.
AUGGCCUAUGACUGCUUUGUGGCCAUUUGCCACCCCCUCCACUACACGGUCAUCAUGAACCCCCAACUCUGUGCAAUUCUGGUUCUGGUUAGCUGGAUCAUCAGUGUCCUGCAUUCCUCGUUACAAACCUUAAUGACCUUAAGGCUAUCCUUGUGUAGAGAGGUGGAAAUCCCUCACUAUUACUGUGAACUCAAGUUGUUGAUCCAACUUGCCUGUUCUGACAACUUUCUUAAUGACAUGGUGAUGUUUUUUGCAGCUGCUCUGCUAGGUGCUGGUCCCUUUGUUGGUAUCUUUUAUUCAUACUCUAAGAUAGUUUCUGCAAUACAUAGAAUUUCAUCAGCUCAGGGGAAGUAUAAAGCAUUUUCCACCUGUGCAUCAUGCCUCUCAGUUGUCUCCUUAUUUUAUUUUACAGGCUUAGGUGUAUACCUUAGCUCUGCAGCUACUCAUAGUGCACACUCAAGUGCAAUUACCUCAGUGAUGUACACUGUGGUC